AUGGGAUGGCAGCUCUAUGGGAAUCGAACAAACUUUGUCGUGAAACGACAGCGGCGCAUGUUAAUACCCCGGUGCAAGCGCGAGAGCAUGGCGCGAUCCCACUCUUUUUGGAAUACGCUGAUUGACUCCUCGAACCACAAUAAGUUUGAAGCGACAUAUAACAUCGCAGAUUCAUCUAGAGAGAAGCCUGGUCAUGGACAUCUCAGAUGCAGGCCUGAUACACGCAUGAUACAGUCCCGUAUCUUGAUGGCGGCCCGAGGCGCAUCAUGCUCCCCUUGCAACGACAGUAACAGGGCAGAUCCAUCUAGAGAGCCUGCUGAGGUCGUCACAAACCAGCCACGGCCAUUUUUAUGCAGAGGGGCCGACAGAAGAAACCACGACAUUCGUUAUAUUCUCCGAUUUAUCGAUUUUCUCUCUAAAAGUUGCUGGUUAGCCAGCAAGUGUAUGCUUACGGUAAAUGCCGGUCGUCACUUGCCAUCACUGUAUCACUCUCAUUGCCUUCCGGGUGGACCAUCACGAUUACUUGAGUGUCAAGAUGCUACGCAAGUGUUGGGCAUCAUGCCAGCGUUUCGCUUGCCAGUGGACAUUCGGAUCAAUGGAGGAGUAAGGAACGAGAGCGUGAGCCAGUAUUUUUCCGUUAAGGUCUUUUCAAUACAAGCUUUCGCUGCGCCAACUGAAGAGACACGAGAUAAUCAUGAAGAAUGCGGGUAA
This is a messenger RNA of Guyanagaster necrorhizus, 711 nucleotides long. RefSeq lists its product as uncharacterized. NCBI's taxonomy places the organism in Eukaryota, Fungi, Basidiomycota, Agaricomycetes, Agaricales, Physalacriaceae. The coding region runs from base 1 to 711 and encodes 236 amino acids. The record is from RefSeq and is a predicted model, not a curated record. The transcript has 5 exons.